Messenger RNA from Amphiprion ocellaris (clown anemonefish), 5083 nucleotides. RefSeq lists its product as uncharacterized. The record is from RefSeq and is a predicted model, not a curated record. The transcript is spliced from 5 exons. Gene Ontology annotation, cellular component: nucleus. NCBI's taxonomy places the organism in Eukaryota, Metazoa, Chordata, Actinopteri, Pomacentridae. The coding region runs from base 239 to 1816 and encodes 525 amino acids.
UUUAUCGGCGGCUCCAUCCGGUGUCAGCUCUGUUUUCCAUCUGCUCUGAGCUGCUUCGUGCUGAAACUCUCUUUACUUCCACCUCAGCGCCUCAUUUCAUCCAGAAAACUUCCCACCCGCGCCGCUAAACGCGUCCGGGGGAGUCUCGCUGCUUCCCUCCGGUCCGGACGUCCGAGCUGCCGCCGGCGGGCUCCGGUGUUAGCUGGAGUGGUUAGCCUGCAGCCCGGAGCCGCUCAUUAUGGCGACGGAGAACACGGAGACCAACGGGGACACCGGACCGUCCUCCGAGUCCAACGAGCACGACUACGCGCACACGGCGGACGCUAACUUCGCCUCCUCCGGUACACCGACCGAACCGGAGCAGAGCGCGCCGGUGCAGCCCUCCGCCUCCCUGCCGGUGGAGCAUCCAGAGCCGGCGGUGGGCGCGGAGGUGGACUGCCCCGGAGGGAACGACGCGGAGCCCCAGAAGACCGUCUUGGCGCCUCCCGCCGUGGGUCGCGGUCCCUCGCGGCGGCCCCGGAGACCGGAGGACAGAAACUGCUCCUGCUGCAAGCUGCAGUUCGAGCGGCAGGGCCGGUCCUUCAACCGGAGGGCCGUGUACACCUUCACCACCCCGGACACCGUGCACUGGGCCUUCCCGGGAUCCGUGGUCCACGAGAAGUCCUUCCUCUGCGAAACCUGCGCUCAGGUGGUCCGGAGCAAAUGUAAACGGAAACAGAGCGGGAAGAGGUCUCUGUGGCUGAAACCCGCCGUGACCAAGCAGUCUCAGGUGAAGGAUAAGAAGAUGUCGGGUCGCAGGAUGGGGAAGAAGAGCAAGGCGGCGCUGCUGGUCAGCAAGUCCAGCUACAAGGCGGCGUUCCACAUGCUCUGGUCUGCCAAAGGAGCCCGCAAACCCAUGAUGGACUUCUGGAGCAAAAUGCUGAAAGAGGAGAUGAAGACUCUGUCUCGGCAUUCGGACAGCCCCUUCCACCAGAAGGUGUCAGGCAGGAAGCCGCUGUCGUCCUUCCCCUGGCGUCGCUGUCUGAACUGGGCUCAGGACAAAGCUCCGCUGGUCACCACCUGCCUCCGCUCGCUGUUCCCCGACAUCAACGCCCUCUUCAAGAGCAACCACCAGCUGACCGAGGAGCAGGCCUUCACGCUGCUGGAGCGCCGGACCGUGGUGGCGCUGUCCAUCCCGCUGUUCACCAGGAACAUCUGGAAGAACAACUUCAUGCAGGCGGCUCUGGGGGCGGAGCUCCGGCUGCAGGGCUGCUCAGGCUCCGCCCUCGACACCCUCAACACCAUGGGGCUCUGUCAGAACAAGGACACCGUCAGGCUGCUGCUGCACCGGCUGCGCAACGGCAAGGAUGCGUCGACGCAAGACGGAGAAGCGAUGACCAUCAAACAAGAACAGCUGAAAGAACAGAUGGGAGAAGCCAUGACGGACGUGGAGGAGGAUGAAGAUGACGAAGAGGAGGAUAAAGACGAGGACGACGAGGAGGAUGAGGAGGAGGAAGAAGAGGAGGAAGAGAUGGUGAUGGCAGUGGAGGAGGAGGUGGAAGAAGAAGAAGUGCAGGAAGGGGUUCAGGACGAAGACGAGGAGGAGGAGGAGGAGGAGAAGGAGAAGAAGAGGAGGAGGAAGAAGGCGAAGAAGCAGAGGAAGGAGGAGAAGAGGAAGGAGCGAGGCAAACGGAAGGCGAAGGAGCGAGUCGAGGAAGAGGAGGAGGAGGAAGAGGAGGGUCCGGAGGGGCAGAAGAAGAGGAGGGUGGUGGUGGUGAGGCUCGGCCUGCUCAAGGGACACUCGGAGGUCGGCCGAUCCGACCUAUCGGCUCCCUGACGCUCCGCAGGCCCCGCCCCCUGAUGGGACACGCAUCCUCCAAUCAGAGAGCUGCAACCGAGGCCCCGCCCUCUUCCACCACGCAUUCCGAGGCAUUCUGGGAGUCAUAGGAGGUCAGUAACUGCAGGGAAGCUGACGAGAUUUACCUCAAAUUUUCAAUCAAGUCGGAGCCUCUUUAUUUUAGCUGUAAUUAUCAGCAGGGUCAUUCCAGAUAAAACCUAAAAAUUUGAUAAAAGUUCCCCUUAAUCCCCCCAAAAUCAGGUGAUUUAUUAUCUACAAUAACUUUAGUUUAUUAAAUGAAAACAUGCAAAGUUUUACCUUUAUACUAUGAAUAUUUUCAGAGCUACAGGACCUUAAAGUACAUAGAAGUUUGUUUUUUUCCCCAUCAUUUCUGAGUCUCAGAACUUCAUCAGAUCAGUUUUACAUCCACUAAAGGUGUCACAGUCUCAACACCAAAUUAGCUUUUUGUCCAUUUUUUUUUCUAUAACCAACUCUGAGCAUCAGUAUUAUGGAAUGCAUCGUAGUUUUAACAGUUAAACGGCAGUUUAUAACUGAGUUCCAGAAGCAGUCAUUGAUGUGUUUCUGCUUAGUUUGUCCAAAAUAGAUUAAAAAAAUGUCCAAAGUGAGUCAAAUAUUGUGAAAAUAGCUCAGACUCAUCCAAACCGCCGUAAAACAACUUUGCAAAAUGACUCAAAAAUUCUCCAGAAUACCUCAAACUUAUCCAAAAUGCCUUGAAAUGUUCCCAGAUUUACUCAAAAACCGUCCAAAAUAAUUCGACCUGCCUUAAAGGCGUUAAAAAUGAACCAAAACUACCAAAAAAAUGUCAAAAAUUACAUCAAAGUUGUCCACAUUUUAAAAAAAGAAAGAAAAUCCAACCUACCUCAAACAUAUCCAAACUGACCAACCUUUCCAAUUAAUUUUAUAACCAACUUUAAGCAUCAGUAUUAUGGGAUGUACCAUAGUUUCAGCAGUUUGUCUAUGAGUCCUAGAAACAAUCAUUGGUAUCCUGGAUGUGUUUCUGUUUGUCCACAAUGAGCCUAAAAUUUACCAAAAAUACCUCCAGAUUUUCUCCAAAGCUUCCCACAUGACAAAAAACUUCCAAAAAUUACUAUUAAACUGUCAAAAGUGGUUGAAAAUGACUCGAAAACAGACUAAAAUGACAUAAAACUGUCCAGAAUGAUUCUAAAUCCGUCCUAAAGAAGUUAACAAUGAAGCAAAAUUACCAAAAGAGACCACAAUCAAUGAAAAAUUAUCAACAAAAAAGGUCCAGAAUGAAUCAAAAAUCAGUUUUAUGACCAACUUUGAGCAUCAGUAUUAUGGGAUGUAUCAUAGUUUGAACAGUCAAACUGCAGCAGUUUAAUGUCUAUGAGUCCUCGAAACAAUCAUCGGUAUCCUGGAUGUGUUUCUGUUUUCUGAUAAUUCACCAGAGAAAGGGCAUUCUGGGUAAACUUUGAAGGCUCAUAUCAGCAUGUUUAUAGGUGGUUGAUCAGAACAAGUUAGACACACUGAAAGGAUCCUUCUUAAAACCUACAUUUUGUUUGUUUUUUGAUAGUUUUGGAGAAGUUUUUGAUCAUUUUGGGUGAGUUUUGGAGGUAUUUUGCACAAUUUUUGAGUCAUUCUGAACAAGUUUAGGGGAAAAAGGUGAAUUCUGUGUAAACCUUGACGGCUCAUGUCAACAUGUGUUAGGUGGUUGGUCAGAACAAUUAUAGACAAUGAAAAGAGCAUUUCUUAGCCUACGUUUUGAUCAUUGUUGAUGAUUUUUGGGCCAUUUUGGAUUGGGCAAAAAUGGAGUAAUUUAGGAAACGUUUCUGAUCAUUUUAGGUGAGUUUUGGGGGUGUUUUGGACAUUUUUGAUUCGUUUUUUCAUAGGUUGUUGGUCAGAACAAGUUCUAGACAAUUACAGUAUCACUUUUUAUUUGAUACAAUUUGAUUAUUUUUGACAAUUUUGGGUCACUUUUGAGAAGUUUUUUGUCAUUUUGGGCAAAAAUAAAGUAAUUUAGGAGACGUUUCUGAUCAUUUGGGGGUGUUUUGGAGAUGUUUUGAGUCAUUUUGCACAUUUUUUGACAGGUGUUUGGUCAGAACAAGUUCUAGACAAUGAAAGGAUCAUUUUUAUUUGAUACCAGAGUCACCUUCUAGACACGAUUCACUCUGAUAUGAUCACAUUCUGACUUUGCUUGAUGCAUCUUCUGGCUCUACAAUGCUGAAACAAUUUGGGGUUCUCAUGUUUUACAGAUUACUUUGGAUAAAUUCGAUUUAUUAGACCAGUUUACGUCAUUCAGAGCGUGUUGAGUCAUUAGAUUAUCCUCUGAUGGUGUUCAGUUCUGGUUCUAUCAAACAUUUAUCUUUCCUACACAAAAUAGAAUCUCAAACUUUACAUUUUGCGAGUGUUAAAAUAUGAUUAUAUCAGCUAAUUAUUUCAACACAGAAGGAAUCCUGGUAUCAAGAUGUAACCACAGAUGAGCGAUUAUUAAUGGAAUGACCCGAUAAUUUGCUUUAGAAUGAAAUAUAAAGUCGACCAAAGAGAUCAGAGCUGAGAUCGUCUUAAACUAAAGGUAAAUGUCAUUUUUCUACAAGAAAAGAGCCCAAAUGUAUGUUUUUUUGCUAAUAAACUACAUUUAAUGUCUUCUAUAUUUUUGUAAACGUUAUUCACAUCACAUUGCGGCCCCUGUUUCAAAUGUAAAAUCUACUUUGUACUUGAAAUUUAAGACGUAAAAUGAACUUAAACUAUGAUUUAAAGGCAACAAAAAGCGCAACAUUAUAAAUGUAGAAGGUAAAAACCAAUAGUUGAUUAGUUCAGUUGCGCUUUUCUUCCUGAAAUCUGGAUUUUUACUGGAUCUCGAGACGUUUCCCUGCAGUCACAGUUACACUUUGGGAUGUUGGUGUAACGUUAGAGGAGAUGAAAGCUGCAGUUUUUGGCCGGAAAAUCUCCAAAAAACAAACGGUCGGCGCUGAAACCUGUCAAAGGUAAAUGGACGCUGAGUUUCUCCGGCUGCUGGACUCGAUCCGAGGAGGGGAAAAGAGUUUAUGAAAACAGAAAACGGUUCGAACGCUGCGACGUCUGGAAGCGUCGACACGUUUCUGCUGAGAAAAGGACCUGUUUUUGUUUUUGCUUUGUUUUUUUACGGCUUCGUUGGACUUCGUGAACCAACAGAAGAAGAUCGAAGGCUUCGGAGUUUGAGCCUCGAGUGCAGAUUUGCUUAUGUGAAGCUUGAAAAUGCUGUCUGACGAUAUAUCCCCUGAAAUACUAUUAAAACAGACUUUGAGAGAU